Messenger RNA from Saccostrea echinata, 1079 nucleotides. Its product is annotated as peptidase inhibitor 16-like. Gene Ontology annotation, cellular component: extracellular region. The transcript has 8 exons. NCBI's taxonomy places the organism in Eukaryota, Metazoa, Mollusca, Bivalvia, Ostreida, Ostreidae. The record is from RefSeq and is a predicted model, not a curated record. The coding region runs from base 1 to 1017 and encodes 338 amino acids.
AUGAAGCUCGUCAUAAAUUUUGCCACUAUCCUUACGGUUCUGAUAUUUGAUACCUCUUAUUCUAAGACGUUCUUCAACAAGGAGAAACCAUUUGCAAUCAAAAUUAAGGACCAAAAGCAAAUAUCCAAUCCAGCGGGUAAAGUUAAGACCGUGAAGAAAGUUCUUCGUAAAAGGCGGCAAACAUCAGAACAACAGGAGUAUCUAGAUGCCCAUAAUACAGCCAGGUCAAUUGUCAGCCCAACUGCAGCAAACAUGAAAAAAUUGAAAUGGAGCAAUGAAUUAGCCCAGGUUGCACAAAAUUAUGCCCAGAAGUGUAUCUGGGCACACAACUCCAAAAGAACCGAGGACACAAAAGCUCUUACAUCGAAGUUCAGCUAUGUUGGCGAAAACCUGUUUGCAACGUCAUCCAAAUCCGUGAAUCCAAGUUCUGCUGUGGAAUCUUGGGACCACGAAAAGACAGUGUACAACUACGACACAAUGGAAUGUUCCGGUGUGUGUGGGCAUUUUACUCAGGUGGCCUGGGCCCACACGGAGUAUGUUGGAUGUGCUUCAGCCACAUGUGAAACAUUUAAUGGCCUACCUUCGAGUUUUAAUGGUGGAAAUAUCGUGGUUUGCAAUUAUGGAGAGGGUGGAAAUUACAAUGGCCAAAAACCGUACGUGUCUGGAACUCCAUGCAGUUCUUGUCCAAGUGGUUCAACGUGUUCAGACAACCUCUGUGUUGGAGGUGACGGGUCUGAUACCGGAAGCAGCGGUUCCACAGCUACAAACAGCACCGCCAUGAUUCCAGAUGAGAGCUGCUUUCAGGCGGAUGGCUCAAACUACCAUGGGACGGUUAGUGUUACUGUCUCUGGGAAGCAGUGCCUGAUGUGGUCCAAGUUCUACGAUUUUCUUCCCGGGAAUAACUACUGUAGGAAUUACUUCGCACCCUACGGCAUAAAUGAGCCAGUCUGUUACAUUCAGGAGAAUGCUCACUAUGUUGAAUCAUGCGGUGUUUCCAAGUGUGCAGGUACUGUGUAAUAUGGUACAAGUCUGAAGAUCCCAGGAAAGAGAAACUUUUAUAAAAAGCCUGUAAAACGAGC